Molecule: messenger RNA, 1137 nt
Organism: Gryllus bimaculatus (two-spotted cricket)
Lineage: Eukaryota; Metazoa; Arthropoda; Insecta; Orthoptera; Gryllidae
Source: the annotation of a GenBank genome assembly
AUGAUAUUCCCACUGACAAAGUUGUCGGAGAGCACGCGAAUCGCGCGCCGGCGACCAGUCGCCCCGAGUCUCGAGCGCCGUCGCGCGUCGCCUUCGCGCGCUGCGCAGGAACUGCGUCUGGACGGCAACCAGCUGCCCGUGGUGCUGGAGCGCACCUUCGGCGGGCAGUCGGAGCUGCAGCGCCUGACGCUGGCGCGCAACCGCCUCGCCAAGGUCACCACGUCGGCCUUCGCCAACCUCACCACGCUGCGCGACCUCGACCUGGGCUACAACAAGCUGGACCGCCUGGAGACGGCCACCUUCAUCCCGCUGGCCGAGUCGCUGCGCCGCCUCGACCUCAGCGGCAACGCCAUCUCGCUCGCCGAGGUCAAAUACGUGCUGCAGGUGGUGCUGAAGCUGAAGGACCUGUCUCUGUCGGACAUGCAGCUGACGGACCUGCCGCUGGGGCUGUUCGUCUACCACGAGCACCUGCGCUUCCUCAACCUGUCGGGCAACCACUUCACCCACUUCCCGUCGCAGCUGCUCUCGCCCGUGCCCAAGCUGCAGGAGCUGGACCUGUCGCGCAACCGCUUCCGGGGCCUGGACGAGCGCCUGCUCUACCGCUUCGAGUCCAUCCGCGCGCUCCACCUGCACUCCAACCCCUGGGCCUGCGACCUCUGCCACAUCAUCCCCAUCCUCAACCGCAUCAACAAGACCGCCGUCAACAUGUUCAAGACGCUGCAGCGCAGCUCGCUGGGCUGGUGCAGCAGCAGCGGCAGCGGCUUCGGCUACGUGGAGGGCGGCGGCGCGGCGGGCGUCACCACGGGCUUCCUGGGCGACGACUCGCGCCUGGGGCUGAUCGCGGCGGGGGCGGCGGUGCUGCUGCUGCUGGUGACCGGCGCCGCGCUCCUGGCCGGCGUUGCCUACUCGCGCCACCACGCCGCGCAUUAUUACACGCGCGAGGAGCAGCGCGCCCCCGAGCAGGAGGCCAUCUUCGAGAACCCGGCCGCCAUCCUCAGCGAGAACGGCGACAUCAAGUACAAGAUCGUGCCGAUGGACGUGUCGAAGCCGCCUCCCAAGAAGAAGAAGAUGUCCGUGUCCACCAUCGACGGCAUCACGAAAGAUCCCGAGCUGCACACGCUCACGAACGGGACCUGA